Paramecium tetraurelia is the source of this 387-nucleotide messenger RNA. RefSeq lists its product as uncharacterized. The record is from RefSeq and is a predicted model, not a curated record. NCBI's taxonomy places the organism in Eukaryota, Ciliophora, Oligohymenophorea, Peniculida, Parameciidae. The transcript has a single exon.
AUGCUAAACAAUCAAACAGAUUCAGAAUUAAUACUUAGUAUCGAUAGUUAAAUGGAAAAUAACAAUCAAUAACUUAAAGUAAAUAAACAAACAGAUCCAAUUAUUGAAUGGGAAGACUAGAAAUCUCAAUCCAUUCUUAAGACCAAUCAUCUUCCAAUCACACUAGAUAAUUCAUCUCAGGACAGAAAAAGAUUCUAUUCCAACAAUGAAUUUAGAAAAGUCUCCUUUGAUGAGAGUCUCAAUACAGUGCAUACAUAUACUAAAGAUAAUAGAAAAGAAAUAAAAAACUUUGAAACAAGCUUUAAACAAAAGAAAAAGGUAGAUAAACCUGAACUUCCAAAAUCCAAGAGAUUUGGAAAUCACAAAAAAAGAAAAAACUCUUUUUGA